Ziziphus jujuba (common jujube) is the source of this 1986-nucleotide messenger RNA. Its product is annotated as vacuolar iron transporter homolog 2. Gene Ontology annotation, cellular component: membrane. The record is from RefSeq and is a predicted model, not a curated record. NCBI's taxonomy places the organism in Eukaryota, Viridiplantae, Streptophyta, Magnoliopsida, Rosales, Rhamnaceae. Gene Ontology annotation, molecular function: iron ion transmembrane transporter activity; manganese ion transmembrane transporter activity. Gene Ontology annotation, biological process: intracellular manganese ion homeostasis. The transcript is spliced from 3 exons. The coding region runs from base 1000 to 1698 and encodes 232 amino acids.
CAGCUGUGACUGCAAUAGCUGCAAUAGGUUCUGUUUUUGAGUAUCUGAACCAAAGGCCUGUUUUUGGAAUAUUGAACUCAGACAGCAUUUUUUAUGCUCCAUUACUCGGAUUUUUUGCAUUUACCGGCAUUCCAACUUCUUGUUUGUUAUAGGCAUUCCUCUGGUUCAAAUCCGUUGAGGCCGCUAACAAGGAAGCUGAGGAGCAAGAUAGGAGGGACGGCUAUAAGUAAGGUCAUUAGUGCGCAUCUUGACCAUUGCUUGCCCUCUAAAGUUACUCCCUAUAGAACAUGUAAUAGUUCUUUUUUCCUCUUCUUUUUCUUUCUUCUGUUUUUCACCUCCCUUUUGGUAAAGAACAUCAUCUACAAGUAUGAAGUGAAUUUACCAGAAAAAGUUGCCUUCCAGAUAUUUUUAUUAUUCAGCACGAUGUCCGGACAAUAUAAAGUAAAAACACAGAAAUUUAGGAGUAGUAUUACUUGGAGAUGAGAAUUGUCGCAAUUAGUAUGGAAGAUAGUUGUGCAAUUCCAUCAACCUUUAGGAUCAUUAAAAUAUUGAACUCUUCGGUUGGAUCCAACGAAACAGGGUUAUUUGCUAUAACCAGACACAACAUGUACAGUUGAUAAGCAAGAUAUAAACGUCAGAGAGUGUCACAUUAGAUAGAAACAAGGCCUAGCCUGAUUAAGACAGGAAGAAACCAUAUAAUUCAGUAAAGUUCCAAGUAUCAUCAAGUGAGCAAAACAAGCAGGCGUUUGAUUUCUCAAGCAAGACAAUUUUCAUAAGAGUAUCUUGGGAAUAAUAAGUGCCCAGAAUCUUAGGUCUCAACGUUCAUGUUUGUCCUCGUUUGGAAUCUAAUCGCGGUACCACCUAGGCAGACAUUUACUUCUUAGGAAUCCUAACUCAUGACCUGAAUCCUCACAUUAUCACCUUCUAUAUAAACUCCACGUGCUGUUCUGUUUAAUAAUAUUUCAGAAGCCACACUCCCCCAAAACUCUCUCACUUUCCAUGCUUAUGGCUUCACAAACACUUUCGUGUGCUGAACACACGUUACCUGUAACUGUUAAAAUCCAUCAAACAACUGUACAAGUGGAACGAGCUCAAUGGCUUCGAGCUGCCAUCCUUGGAGCCAGUGAUGGGUUGCUUUCCACUACAUCACUAAUGCUUGGUGUCGGGGCAGUGGAUGUGGAUCGUUGGUCUAUGAUACUCUCCGGAGUAGCUGGAGCUGUUGCAGGGGCAUGUAGCAUGGCUGUUGGGGAGUUCGUCUCAGUUUCAACUCAAAAAGACAUAGAAAUGGUUGCUCUCACUCACUGCAGUGCCUUAAAAGCCGAUCCAUCACAGGCCAUGUCAGUGAUUUCAGAAGAGGGAAGGACGACAAAAAAUAAUGGUGUUCAAGUUGAAAACAAUAACAUAAGAGAUUCACUGCCUAAUCCGCACAAGGCAGCAGCAGCAUCGGCUUUGGCAUUUCUGUGUGGAUCACUCAUCCCAUUAGCUUCCACCUUUUUUGUUGCCAAAAAUACUGCGAGGAUUGUGAUCAUUACGAUAGUGACAUCCAUAGCUCUGGCGGUUUUUGGAGGUGUGGCAGCUCAUGUGGGUGGGUCACCAGUUAGGAUUUCUGCAGUGAGAGUUUUGGUUGGAGGGUGGCUUGCCAUGGCAGUUACUUUUAGCUUGCUUAAACCUUUCCAAAGAGAUGAACACGGAACUUAGGAUUUGAGAUGGAGAACUAAAUGGUAUCAUAUAGUAUUCUUGGAGAGUGCAUAGUUUGGGACUAGAUCAGUCUGGCCGCUACUACGCAUGCGCGAAUCCCGGCAUCUCAAAUUUUUAUAUGAUUUGAUUGUGGUUGAGAAGUCAGAAAUUAUAUAUGGUAUCAACUAUAUAUAUAUAGAAGUUACAUAGAUCACACACUUUCAAAGUGUGGAUGUAUAUCUAAUCCCGCGUUUUCAUGUUAGAAAAUCGUGAAGGAAAUAUAUAGAUAUAUAUCUAUAUUUUAUUUUA